AUGGAGGGCUCAAAUCAAGAGUUUUGACUCAAAAGCAUAAAAGAUAGUAAUUUUAGCAUCUCGAACCUUCAAAAAGUUGCUAUCAAUUCCUUGUCGAAUAUUAGUGACAUGUCAAAAGAAAUCAAGGGUGGGAAUGACUCAAGUUUAGAUAACCUAGCUCAAGAGUUAUUCUGUGAUGAUUCCAAUAGCAACCAAUAUAGCAGCUCUAAAAAGAAAAAUCAAAAUCUGUUACCAAUGAAAAAUGAAUCACUUGCUUUGGAAUAUAUUGAAGAGGCCCAGAUCAAUCAAGAUUUUUCAGAGUACUCUGGUUUGGCGGACUUUAUCGAUAAGACUCUAACCAAAAGUAACAAGAAUAUAAAACAAGCUAUUGCAGGUAGACCCGACAAGGAAAAUGUGGGAAACAACAAUUCGAUUAGCUUCAUCGAGUUUGCGGAUGAAUUUCAGAAAUGCAAAAACGUCAACAUGAUCUUUCGAAAAUUGAACAAAGCAUUUUCUAUGAAGAUCAAUAAGGAUUGCCUUAAGAUCUCCGAAAGUCUCCUUGAAAUUCAGGACACAAUGAAAAACUUGGAAUCUUAUUCACAGAAAUACCAAGAAAUGAAGAAUAUUAUUAGUCUGAAUGACUUGAAAUCUUUGAUGAGCUGCUUGACCAAGAAAAUUCCUACUCUAUCCUCCCUUGUGAAUACAUGUGCCUGUAGGAUUAAGGAGAUAGAAAAUGCAGGAGAUACAGCCUUCGAGGAAUUUCAGCAGAAAUGCAUGAAGAUCAAUAAAGACAUUAACCUUGAAUCCAGCCUAAUCCCUAAAGAGAUGUAUCCAGUCCAUUCUGGGCUGGAAACUCUUGAUGAAGCCGGCUGAAAAUUCAAGAAUCCUCUCAUUGAUGAUUCUAAGAUGCUAUGGAAAUAUGAGAACGAAAACAAAGUAAUCAAGUUAUACUAUAAAAGAGCUCUUGCCAAUAUUAAAAAGGAGCUAUCAGAGAUUCUCACUUCAGAUAGGUCCUUUCACAAGGUCUCUUCUAAGGUCAACCGAUCAGAUAGUGUUCACAUAAACCCUGCUUUUGGAGAAAACUCUGGGAGGUUAAAUGCUCAUUCUCAAAACAGCUUCACCGGGCAGGAGAAUAUUCUGGAAAUAGAGGCAGAGAGGGAUACUAUGAAUAUCAAUCCACUAAAUCUUCAUAAUUACCAGCCAUUUAACAACAGGAAUGAGAAUUCUGGUACCACCGGAGGAAAUGAUGAUCCUCCUCUCAAAUUUACCACUCUUUUAAGAAAAUCUGAGGAAAUGAAAAUUUCCGCUGAAACUAUAAAAAGACUUCAUAAACUUAAAGAACUUGUAUUAAAAUAUGAAAAGAUUACUAUGAAUGACAUGACCAUUAAGCAGAAAGCUUUAGAGACUAACAAAGAGGUGAACUUCAACCAAACCUUUAGUCAGGAUAGCGUAAGUCAAGCUAUCCAGUCUUUCUUUGGGCAAUCAGAAGUCAAAGACAACUUUGACUUCCUCAAAGAGUCUUCCUUUACCCAGACCAAAGAUAUAGAUAUAGGCUUUCCCAAGGAACUAGAAGUCCUUAAAGAGAUUAAAGAGGAAAUAAAAGAGGAAUCGCUCCGAAGGAAGCAGGAGAAAAAGCUUAAUGAUAAAAACUGUGAAUUCGAUAAAGAAAAUUGAAAUUUUUCCCAAAUCUCUGAGAUAAAAGAUGCCUGUAAUGAAGUGAGGCUUAACAAAACUUCUCCUGAACCUGAGAUGUAUCUAAACACAGAAGAGCAAAAUGAAAUUGAUGUCAAAUAUCUUACCUAUGUGGAGGAAAUGCAUGAGAAGAUCAACUCAAAACAAUUCUAUGGACUAGAACCAGAGGUUAAUGGCUCUCCUAGUGAGAUUUACAGUGAAAAUAGACUCCAUUCAUCUUCUUCUGAGAAAAUGGAGUCUGCAAGAAAGAUAGAAGAUCCCGAAGGAAACCUGUUCGUCAUCACUGAAGCAGCUGGUGGCCAAACAGUUCAAAUUCCUCAUCUAAAUCUUGGCAGAAUAAUCAAGAAACAAAAGAGGAAGAUGUAUCCCUUCAAUAUCAACACCAAUGGAGAACUUAUUGAGGUCACGAACAAAGAAAGCUCAUUGGAUACUUUCAAUGAUGAAGAUGCGAUGAUAAUCUACGAUGAAAAGGACCAAGAAGAUGCCAAAUCCUUAGAUUUAGACAAUGAAGAUCCUAAGCACUCUAAUCUCUUCAACAGCAGCUUUUUCUCAGAUCUUUCCUCUGUACAUAAAGUGAAAAAUAACGAUGAAGCUCAGAUUCAAAUAGAAAGAGACUUUGAAGAUUUCCUUAAAACAGAUAACGAAAGAAGCAGGAUGCAUUUAGAUGAAGAAGAGAGCCACAUGAAUAACCACAAUUCUUUCCUAGACCAAGAACUGAAUAUUGACAGUGUUCAUUUCGAUCAUAGUAAUAUCACUAAAAAUACAGGCUUGAUAAAGAUUCAAGGCUGAGCAAACAAGAAUAUGGUAGAGUCUUCCCUUGGCAUCUUUGAUGAUGAAACUGGAAGGUUCUGAGAUGAAAAGGAGAAAUCUUCCCAAAAAGACCAAGAAACUAGUGAAAAAGAUUCCUCAAAAUUUUGAAAUGUUAAAUUAAGCAACUUUGUUACUUAUGGAGACUCUUUAGAAUCAAGAAAACUUCAAGAGAAGAGCUCAAGUAAAUCUAUUCUAGCCUCACAGAAGUAUCACAAUAAUUAUGUCCAAAGCCAAUGAAAGACUGAAGAAAGUAUUACACAAUCUGCUUUAGAAGCUCCUCAGAAGGUAACUAGAGAUCCUACUUUUGGGAAAGAGGAUAAUGACAGCCAAUGACCUUCAGCAGUCGUUGAAAAUUACGAAGAAUUUGAGAAAAGCAUCAUGGAGAAACAUAUAUGCCAAUACACAGAAGAGGAAGAGAGCAAAAUUAGAAAUAAAUCAGUAGUUAUCCCUCGCUCAUCAAUCUUACUCAAGAACAAGAAGAACGUGAAGAAAUGUAAAGAAGAUAAGGAAAGAACCAUCAAGAACAACUCUGUGUCUCCUAGCAGGAUUAUGCUCAAUUCUAAUCUGAAACUGACCCAAGCUGGAACAGAAAAUGAAGGGCCUAAAGACCAAAUUAAAUACAAAAGCCUCAAAAAUUAUAACAAAGGGAGGAUCAAUUUCAAAUCUUCCAAGAUUCUCACCGGUGAUAACAGCAUGAAUUGACUUAAUGAAAGUCUGAACAAGCGAACAAGCAAACUUGUUAAACACAAGAAGAAAGAUUCAAUAUCAAAUAUAGAUCUUAACAUUAAGAAAGAAAACUCAAGAAAGAGUCUUCAAAAUGGAGCAAAGCCAUCAAUAAACAUCCAAAAAGUAAAAAUUAUGAAGUCAAACCUAAACCAAGAUUUUAAAAUGAAAGGAAGGAAACUAAAUCUUCGUUUUAAAGAUUUCUCGAAAAAUGAACAAAAUAGAGCAAAAUUGAAGACAAGGGCAGAUCCAAGCAAGAACUUAAAAGUUAAUAAAACCGUACCACAUAAGCCAUAUUCUGGGCAGAAAGUCCAAAGCAAGCCCAUUGGCAAGGAGAAUAAAAGCUUUAAGAGUGGUAUAAAUCAGAUAUCUUGAGAAGAAGUGAAACCUUUUAGCAACAGCUCAAUUCCAGUCCCUCAGAAGUGUGAAAAGAAAGUAUCAUCCAAUCUUUUCCAGGUUAAUAAGCGCCGUUUUCCAAAAUAAUUUUCAAUUUUCAAA
Molecule: messenger RNA, 3702 nt
Organism: Moneuplotes crassus
Lineage: Eukaryota; Ciliophora; Spirotrichea; Euplotida; Euplotidae
Source: the annotation of a GenBank genome assembly